Molecule: messenger RNA, 5037 nt
Organism: Oreochromis niloticus (Nile tilapia)
Lineage: Eukaryota; Metazoa; Chordata; Actinopteri; Cichliformes; Cichlidae
Product: tripartite motif-containing protein 35-like
Exons: 3
Coding region: 1-2553 (850 amino acids)
Molecular function (GO): protein binding; zinc ion binding
Source: RefSeq, a predicted model, not a curated record
AUGGCUGAGAAACUUGUGGAAAAUUACCUAAGCUGCCAUAGUCACAAAGUGGUUCCUGUAGAAGAAGCAGUCAGUGACCUGAAGGAGCAGCUGAAAUCUGACUUAAAGUCUCUGCAGGACAAGAGGAACAAAUACAAACAAGUGGAGGAAACAUACAAUGAAAUGAGGGAACACACGAAGAAGCAGCUGUUGUCCACAGAGAGGCAGAUCAGAGCAGAGUUCAACAAGCUCCAGCAGUUCCUGAAAGAGGAAGAGGAGUCCAGACUGGCAGCUCUGAGGGAGGAAGAGGAGCAGAAGGGGAGGACUAUCAGCAGAGAGAUGAAGAUGAUUGAGGAGCAGAUCUCCUCUCUGUCAGACAGCAUCUCUGCUGUUGAAGAAGAGCUGCAGAAACACAGCGUGCCAUUCCUCAGCAGUUAUAAAGACACUCAGAGCAGAGCCAGAGCCCAGAGCUCAGUGUCAGAUCCACAGCUGGUCUCAGGAGCACUGAUAGAUGUGGCCAAACACCUGGGCAACCUGUCCUUCAGAGUGUGGGAGAAGAUGAAGGAGAAGGUCCACUUCACUCCUGUCAUUCUGGACCCAAACACUGCAAAUGCCUGUCUCUAUCUGUCUGAUGAUCUGACCAGUGUGAGGAAUGGAGACACAAAACAGCAGCUUCCUGAUAAUCCAGAGAGAAACACUUAUUACAUAACUGUUUUUGGCUCUGAGGGUUUCAGCUCAGGGAAACACAGCUGGGAGGUGGAGGUGGGAGACCAUCCUAGCUAUUUUGUAGGUUUAGCUAAAGAGUCACUUGACAGGAAGGGGAUGUGUUUUGGCUCACCAGACUGUGGAUUCUGGUGUUUGUUGUAUUGUAAUGGAAAAUACUUUAACCGUGACGGUCAGCCUCUCACACUGAAGAAGAGUCUCCAGAGGAUCAGAGUCCAGCUGGACUAUGACAGGGGGGAGGUGUCCUUCUAUGACCCUGAAGACAUGACUCUGAUCUACACCCACAGAGACACUUUCACUGAGAAACUCUUCCCAUAUUUCAGUUUUGGAGAGGAUGGAAGUCGAAAAACAUCUGAUAUCAAAAUCUGUUACUUGUGCUGCCAUGUGUGUUCAGAGACUUUCAGAGAUCCUGUGUCUCUGAGCUGCAACCACAACUUCUGUUCAAACUGCCUGCAAAAGUUCUGGGAACAAGCUAAAAACAAAAACUGUCCCAUUUGUAUAAGAAAAUCUUCAAGGGAUCAAAAAGCUAUAAACAUUUCUCUAAAAGAACUUGCUGACUCCUUUACUAAGAGGCAGAGUGAGAGCUCACCUGAGACAGAAAAAGAAAAGGAGGAAGAGAAGGAGGAAGAGAAGGAGGAGGUGGUGUGUGAUAAACAUCCAGACGUCCCUUACUGGUACUGUGAGGAUGAAGACAGAGCUGUGUGUCCUGUGUGUGAGUUUUCUCUCCACCAGAGUCACAAAGUGGUUCCUGUAGAAGAAGCAGUCAGUGACCUGAAGGAGCAGCUGAAAUCUGACUUAAAGUCUCUGCAGGACAAGAGGAACAAAUACAAACAAGUGGAGGAAACAUACAAUGAAGUGAUUCAACACUCCAAGAAGCAGCUGUUGUCCACAGAGAGGCAGAUCAGAGCAGAGUUCAACAAGCUCCAGCAGUUCCUGAAAGAGGAAGAGGAGUCCAGACUGGCAGCUCUGAGGGAGGAAGAGGAGCAGAAGGGGAGGACUAUCAGCAGAGAGAUGAAGAUGAUUGAGGAGCAGAUCUCCUCUCUGUCAGACAGCAUCUGUGCUGUUGAAGAAGAGCUGCAGAAACACAGCGUGCCAUUCCUCAGCAGUUAUAAAGACACUCAGAGCAGAGCCAGAGCCCAGAGCUCAGUGUCAGAUCCACAGCUGGUCUCAGGAGCACUGAUAGAUGUGGCCAAACACCUGGGCAACCUGUCCUUCAGAGUGUGGGACAAGAUGAAGGAGAAGGUCCACUUCAGUCCUGUCAUUCUGGACCCAAACACUGCAAAUGCCUGUCUCUAUCUGUCUGAUGAUCUGACCAGUGUGAGGAAUGGAGACACAAAACAGCAGCUUCCUGAUAAUCCAGAGAGAAACACUUAUUACAUAACUGUUUUUGGCUCUGAGGGUUUCAGCUCAGGGAAACACAGCUGGGAGGUGGAGGUGGGAGACCAUCCUAGCUAUUUUGUAGGUUUAGUUAAAGAGUCAGUUGACAAAAAUGAGCCAUCUGCUUCACCAGAAUAUGGAGUCUGGUGUUUAACACAUUACAGGGGAAAAUACACUAAUGGUGAUGGUCAGAUUGUGACUGUGAAGAAGAGUCUCCAGAGGAUCAGAGUCCAGCUGGACUAUGACAGGGGGGAGGUGUCCUUCUAUGACCCUGAAGACAUGACUCACAUCUACACUCACAGAGACACUUUUACUGAGAAACUCUUCCCACAUUUUACUAUUGGAAAGGCAGAAGAUGCCAAAACCUCUGAUAUCAAAAUCUGUCAGACUGAGAUUUCUUUGAAAACUUCAGUGAGGUCUAAGGAGCUUGGAAAGAAAAGUGUCUGGAUUUCUUUAGCAAUGUCUUUUCAAUGAGGUCUUGGUGAAUUUUUUCCCUUCUCUCGUGUUUUCUUUCUUUUUUACAACUUGUUUUGUGGUUAUUUGUUUUUUUGUUCUCAAGGCAUUUUUAUGUGAAAAAUGCAGGAAUAAAAUUUUAGCACUUUAAAAAUGAAAUUACAAAUGUAGCUCAGAUCCUUUUAGUUUUCAAAUUAAGUUUAACAAUCCAAUUUCAGAAUUAAUGCAUCAAAUGUUGGAUGAUAUAAAACUGACAAGAGCCGUCUUCUCCAUUUGUUUUAUUUUUCUUGGAUUCCCUUCUGUUUUUGCCAGAUUUAUGACAGUUUUAAAGUUGUUUAACUGAUCAUAAAACUGUUUUUAACAUUGAAACCGUGCAAAAUUGAUGCUAGAGAGCUCAAUAGAUGCUGAUAAAUGUCACUUUGAUUCCCUUUACAAGUUAUUGAGAUCCAUAUCAGCAAAAAACUGUCUGGCCAAUAUGUGUGUUCAGAAUGUGCUAAAACUGACUAAUAAAUAAACCCAGUGUCUUCUUUUCUUUUGGUACUUCACAAUCAGUGAUGAAUUUCAGUAAAGGAUUGUCCUUAUUUACAUGUGAUUCUUAUGGUAUGUUCUUCAUCACGACAAAAUAAACCAAGCUGUGUAUGAUGACAUAAUAAUUUCUUUAGAAUAAUCUGCAAUGACACAUUCUAAAAGAUUAUUCAGUUGUAUUCAUACAAACUAAAGCUCAUUCUUUGUUUCUUAGACUAUUCCUAAAUUCUGUGUAAAUUGCUUUGUCAGGGACAAUUCAUAAUACACCUUACAUUUUCAACUCAACCCAAUAAAACAGAUAAGUAAAACAGUAAAAAUCAUAUUACGGUUUAAAACUGCAACGAGGUCUCUGUGAUUCUUUUAGUUUUGUUUUCUCUUCUCUGAAGCUUUCUUGCUUUUGUUACAGCUUGUUUUGUGGUUAUUUGUUUUUCAAUUUAGGCAACUCCUGUUGUUCUUUCCUAUGUGAGAAAUUGCAGAAAGAAAGAUUUAGAACCUGCAUGAAUUUAUACAAUGGGAUAGAAAUGAUUUUCAAAAGACAGACAGCAAAACUGAAUCAUAAAUGUCAUUUGUCUGUUUUGUUUAAUAUUCACUUUGAAUGUGUUAAAAUCUUUUUAUUUACUUGUUCAUUUUUUGUUGAUUUUCUGCCUUUUUUGCCAAUAUGUAGCAGCUUUAAAGUCACUGUGUGUUCAUGAAACAGUUUUUUAAAUAUAUAAACAGUGCAAAAUUGAUGUGGCAUUGAUAAGCAAGCACUGAUAAAUGCCACUUUCCUUUCCUUCAUCAAUUAUUUAGAUCCAUAUCAGCUAAUAACAGCAUUGUGACAAUUUGUCUUUUAAUGGUUUCAAAAUGAUAAAUAGACUUGACUCAUAAAUAAUCCUAAUGUCAUCUUUUGAUAUUUAACUGUCUGUGAAUAAUUUAAGUGAUCUGUUUCAUUUAAAUGUGUUUCUUAUGGCAUGUUCUCCAUUAUGUUGCAAAAUAAGCCAAACUGUGUACAUUCAGCCAUGUUUUCUUUAGAAUGUGUCAUUGCAGAAUAAUGUUAACUUUCUGACAUUUAUUCAGUUGUAUUCAUACAAACUAAAGCUCAUUCUUUUUUGUAGAUUGUUCCCAAGUCCUGUGUAAUUUGCUUUGUCAGAUACUAUUCAUAUUAUUCCUCAGAUUUCAGUUCCUGAGUCUGUCUCUGAAGCAGCGUUUGAUAAGAAAUCAAUAUGUGAGACAGUUACAUAUUCACAGUGCUGAUAAGACGAAGGGAGACGCAAUAUGUGCAAGUGCCCUGCAUUGGUUUGAGCACUGUGAUUAGUCUGAGCGAACAAAAAAAAUAUAAAAAAAAAUACCCCAGAGUUAACAUGAUAUAUCCACAAUGCCAAAACAGGCCUGCAACAAACAUUGUAUAAUGUUUCAUGUUAAGCCUAGAGUUCAUUUUAAAGCCUCCUUGGCUUACAUCAUGGAACCUUGUUUCAAGUUUUAUAGACCAUUAAGUAACACCUCUUUAGUUCCAGUAUGCCCCAUCCUUAUUAAAAGCCAGGCUGUGCAUACCUUUGACCUGAACGAGGCCCUCUGAGGGGGCAUUGAAAGGUACUUCAUCAACCAACCAAAUAGCCAAUACUGCACGUUAGAUAAAGUGUAUCUAUAGAAACCAGGGCAGGAGGCCAAAGUGGAAAGCUAUUAUGUUUUUGAAAUAUUUAUGGCCCAACAGUGUACCAUUGUGUCUUAAAAAAAAGUCUUAUUAGAGCAAUUCCCCAUUGACAUGACGUCCCUUAAUAACAUGCGAGCUGAAAAACAGUUAAAUAUCUGUGGCAUUGACAGAAUCGUGGUUUUCUUUGCUACUGACUGACCAGAAACAUUUAUUUCAUAAUUUGUGAACAUUCGACCAGUUGGAGCUGCUGUUUGUUCCAGUGUGUUUCUGUGAAGUCCAACUUCAUAUUCCAGAUCACAUCAGCACAUUCAGGAUCUAGUCUCGUUAACUGUGGAUAUCCUCUUUUUCAC